This is a messenger RNA of Poecilia reticulata (guppy), 1256 nucleotides long. RefSeq names its product GPN-loop GTPase 3 (gene gpn3). Lineage: Eukaryota; Metazoa; Chordata; Actinopteri; Cyprinodontiformes; Poeciliidae. The record is from RefSeq and is a predicted model, not a curated record. Gene Ontology annotation, molecular function: GTPase activity.
GCGGUGCCUACAGCGUGGUGUCCUCGAACGAAGAAGUAGUCACACUAAUACAGUGGUACCCAACUGUAGUAAGCUGUCGUGGAUUAUAAGAAAAGGUGAACUUCUCUUGAGCGGACCUCUCCAGAGGCAGAAAAUGCCUCGUUAUGCACAGUUAGUUAUGGGCCCAGCUGGAAGCGGCAAGAGUACCUACUGCUCCACCAUGGUUCAGCACGCAGAGUCGUUAAACCGCUCAGUCCAGGUGGUGAACCUGGAUCCUGCUGCAGAGUAUUUUAAUUACCCUGUUAUGGCAGACAUCCGUGAACUCAUUCAGGUGGAUGACGUAAUGGAGGAUAACUCUCUGAGAUUUGGCCCUAAUGGAGGCCUGGUCUUCUGUAUGGAGUACUUUGCCAACAACUUUGACUGGCUGGAAGAAAGCCUGGGCCACGUAGAAGAUGACUACAUAUUGUUUGAUUGCCCAGGUCAGAUUGAGCUUUACACACACCUCCCUGUGAUGAAGCAGCUGGUGGAGCAGCUCCAGCAGUGGGAGUUUCGCAUUUGCGGGGUCUUUUUGGUAGACUCGCAGUUUAUGGUCGAGUCUUUUAAGUUCAUCUCAGGAGUUAUGGCUGCCCUCAGUGCAAUGGUGUCGUUAGAAAUUCCUCAAGUAAAUGUCAUGACAAAAAUGGACCUGCUUGCUCCAAAGGCUAAGAAGGAAAUUGAAAAGUACUUGGAUCCAGACAUGUACUCCAUGAUGGAAGAUAACUCUGACACUUUCAGAAGCAAAAAGUUCAAAAAGCUUACUAAAGCAAUUUGUGGUUUGAUAGAAGACUACAGCAUGGUAAGAUUCCUGCCUUUUGACCGUACAGAUGAGGAGGGGAUAAACAUAGUUCUGCAGCACAUUGACUUCUCCAUACAGUAUGGAGAGGACCUGGAGGUUAAGGAGCCUAAGGAAGUUGACGAAGAGCAGUCCAACCUGAAUUAUGACGAGAUCUUUCAAGACAAAGUCAGCAGCUGAGACAAUUGAACCCUGAAGUGGAAAAAUGACUUGCCAUAAAUGAAGUUCAACUUUAAUGUUUGAUAUUCAUUCCAUGAAUAUUUCUGAAAAACUGACUGGACUUGCAUAAAAGUAUUUUGUUUCUUCUUUUAAAUAACUUAUAAAAUUUAAAGGAACCUCAGUUUCAUAUUUUGUUAUUUUAGAGUAAUGUACACGUGUAAAUCUUUGGCUUUUGGUUGAUUUAUUAUAGAUAUAAAAACAAAAUAUAUAUUUUUAAAAUAAAAUA